Messenger RNA from Plenodomus lingam JN3, 276 nucleotides. The record is from RefSeq and is a predicted model, not a curated record. Lineage: Eukaryota; Fungi; Ascomycota; Dothideomycetes; Pleosporales; Leptosphaeriaceae.
AUGCAGAAAGCUGAAGUGGGAGAAGCUGAUAUAAGCAGUGUGGAACAUGAUACCAGUUUGCGUAACGUAAAAAUGAACAGGCAGAACGAAGCACCCCAUUCAGCCAUCCAAUAUGCACCAGCAUGCUCGCGAACGUACAUGUUGGGUUUUACCGUCAUGAGCAUCAACUCUAACCCGUACAGGCACAGGGAAAAUUCACCGUCUGCAAAGCUCAAACAACUUGAGAAUCCGACGCACAUGAGUGCCCUCACAUCCGUGAGAUUGAACUACUCUUGA